Molecule: messenger RNA, 762 nt
Organism: Phanerochaete carnosa HHB-10118-sp
Lineage: Eukaryota; Fungi; Basidiomycota; Agaricomycetes; Polyporales; Phanerochaetaceae
Exons: 8
Coding region: 1-762 (253 amino acids)
Source: RefSeq, a predicted model, not a curated record
AUGUCUGCGCAGUCAGGCCAAGCACUUAUCCAAGCCUACUUACGACUAGCCAUGAGUAGCUAUGUCGACGCAGCUGCCGCGUGCCUCGCUGCCUAUGAAUUUCUGAUCACCUUCGGCGACGAGAUUGAGAUUGUUUGGAAGAGGCCUAUCACUGCACGUGCCGUGCUCCUUGGCUCGGUACGAUGGUGUAUGCUCCUCGCGGCCGUCGUGAACAUUGCGCCGACAACUGCAAGUGUAAGCCUUGAGUACUUGGGUGUUUCUGACUUCUUGUAUACCACACGCGGCUCCCUCAUUCUCGCUGACGCUAUCGUGCUCAUCCUAACAUGGAUUAAGACGUUCAGACACUGGAGGAAUGCCCGCCGCCUCAAGAUGAAGGCGUCGCUGACGACGUGUUUGCUGCGCGAUGGAACCAUGUAUUUCAUAGCUCUGCUAGCUCUCAAUAUAGCCCAGCUGCUGACAUUCAACUUCUCCGAUACGGAUAUAACAAUAAUAAACGCGCUGAUAACAACCCUGCCUUUGAUGCUCAUCAGCCGUUUCAUUAUCAACCUCCGGACGGCCGGCUCGACGGUGUCGGAUUACUCUAUGCACAUGAGUGACCAGCAGCAAGGGCAGUCGUCACUGCAAUUCAAAAGGUCAGUGGGCCGGUUGGGAGAUAUUGGGGGAACACUGCAGGACGGCUGGGGCGACGAACCUUGUGAUGAAGAGAGUGGUGUUGCAGAAGUGGGAGAGGAGGGACGUCAUGAGACCAGCGCUGAGGCAUGA